CGGGGCGGCGGCUCGCGGGCUGGGGGUGCACGCCGGGGCCGCGGGGCCGGCCGGAGCCCGACGGAGCCCGGUCCCAACCGCCCGGCUCCGCUCCGCUACCGCUCCGGACACUCCGGCCCGCCCGCCCGGUCUCUCCCCUCCCGGGCAGGGAGCGGGGCCGCACAGACAAGAUGAUCGAUACCCCGGCGAGCGGCGGCGCUCGGGACCCGGUGCUGGAGCUGCCCGCGAUGCUGGAGCAGGAGCAGCGGGCCCAGCCCCGGGCCGCCGGGCUCCGGCUGGUCGAGGCUGCCCACGACAAUGGCCUGCGAAUGACCGCACGGCUGCGAGACUUCGAGGUGAAGGAUCUCCUCAGCUUAACUCAGUUCUUCGGCUUCCACACUGAGACGUUCUCUCUAGCUGUGAAUUUCUUAGAUAGAUUCUUGUCAAAAAUGAAGGUACAGCCUAAACACUUGGGCUGUGUUGGACUCAGCUGCUUCUACUUGGCUGUGAAGGCAUCAGAAGAAGAGAGAAAUGUGCCCUUGGCCACUGACUUACUCCGAAUAAGCCAGUAUAGGUUCACUGUUUCUGAUAUGAUGAGAAUGGAGAAAAUCAUACUGGAGAAAUUGUGUUGGAAAGUCAAAGCUAUAACAGCCUUCCAAUUUCUACAGCUCUAUCAUUCAUUCGUUCAUGAGAAUUUAAGCUGUGAAAGGAGAAAAUACCUUAAUUUUGAGAGACUUGAGACCCAGCUUAAGGCCUGUCACUGCAGAAUCAUGUUUUCUAAAGCCAAGCCUUCUGUCUUGGCCCUGUCUAUUUUGGCACUAGAGAUAGAAGAACAGAAACUGCUGGAGUUGACAGAGGCAUUGGAAUUUCUACAGUUACAUUCCAAGAUAAGCAACAGAGAAUUGACCUUCUGGAAGGAGCUAGUGUUGAAGUGCCUUACAGAGUAUUCCUCAAGCAAGUGUUCCAAACCAAAUGUGCAGAAAUUAAAAUGGAUUGUGUCUGGACGUACAGCUCGGCAGCUUAAACAUAGCUACUACAGAAUAACACACCUUCCUACCAUUCCAGAGGCCACCUCUUAACAGGAGUACAGUAAAAUGGGAAGACCAUCCUGUGACCUUGUCAACUGUUACACAAAUAUUUGACAAACAGUCUGAACCGUGAUCUUAAUAAUGAAGAGCUCACCUCAUGGAAAGAACAUGUAUCAUUUCAGACUAAAGAUCCUUCCAGCAAAUACCAGUUCUUUUCAUGAUGAAUUCA
This is a messenger RNA of Serinus canaria (Common canary), 1236 nucleotides long. It is a transcript of the gene CCNG1, whose product is annotated as cyclin G1. Gene Ontology annotation, biological process: regulation of cyclin-dependent protein serine/threonine kinase activity; mitotic cell cycle phase transition. Gene Ontology annotation, molecular function: cyclin-dependent protein serine/threonine kinase regulator activity. The transcript has 7 exons. NCBI's taxonomy places the organism in Eukaryota, Metazoa, Chordata, Aves, Passeriformes, Fringillidae. The coding region runs from base 171 to 1058 and encodes 295 amino acids. The record is from RefSeq and is a predicted model, not a curated record. Gene Ontology annotation, cellular component: cyclin-dependent protein kinase holoenzyme complex; nucleus; cytoplasm.